UUAUGAUUAUUUAUAGGUACAUAGGUAUAUAAUUUAAGGUAAGAGAGAAGAGAAAGUCAUGUUAAUGGAAAUUAAAUGGUAAUGGUCCUUUUCAGGAACAACAUUGUCUUCUCUUCUCUUCUCUUCCUUCCCCUUUUUGUUGAUUUUCCUUCUCCGCUUUUCUUCCCCUUCAGAGAACCAAAACAGCACAAACACACUUCAAAUCCGUUCUUCUGAGUUCACGAAUUCUCCUCAGAUUCUGAAAAAGAAAAAGCACCCACCAUUCCUUUAGUUCAAAACUUCAGAUCUCAACUUCUGGGUGCUCUGAUUAUGCAAAAAUGAAUAUGGCAGAUAUAAUAUCUUGCUUCAAUGAGAACGCAGUGAAUGUGUCACACUCAUCGUGUUCUAGCUACUCAAACAACGCCUGCAUAUCUCCCAGUGUUACACCUUCAACGCAGAACUCGGUGACCUCUGUCUACAAAACCACCCUCUCCAACCAAAAGCAGGUUCUGAUCACGGUCACGUGGUGCAAGAGCCACUCCAACCAAGGACUCACCAUAACCUUCGGCGAAGAGAACCCUUUGGAACCAUCUUUCAGGCUCAACACAAAUUCGCGGUUGUUAAGGAAAAAGAAGGGAAGCAAGGUCCUAGAAUCCCAAGACUCCAAGGUUGAAGUCUUCUGGGACCUGUCGAAGGCCAAGUACGACACUGGUCCCGAACCUGUUGAAGGGUUUUACGUGGCGAUUCUGGUUGAUGCAGAGAUAGGACUCGUUCUUGGAGAAGAAGAUGUGGUGAAGAAGUUCAAAACGAGAACCCUUUUGGCCAAGGUUUCGCUUUUGUCACGGCGUGAACAUUGCUCCGGCAACGCCGUUUACGCCACCAAGGCUCAGUUCUGUGACAGCGGAACCUGGCAUGACAUUUUGAUCCGAUGCAGUGGGGAGAAUGAGGGCCUGAAAGCUCCUGUUUUGUCCGUUUGCAUUGACAAGAAAACGGUGAUCCGUGUGAAGAGGCUGCAGUGGAAUUUCAGGGGCAACCAAACGAUUUUUGUUGAUGGGUUGCUGGUGGAUUUGCUUUGGGAUGUUCAUAACUGGUUUUUCAACCCUGCUUCUGGUUAUGCAGUGUUCAUGUUCAGGACCAGAAGUGGCUUGGAUAGCAGAUUGUGGUUAGAGGAAAAGAUUGCACAGAAAGACAAAGACAGAGUUGAAUUCUCCUUGUUGAUCUAUGCAUGUAAGACCACAUGAGGAUAACAUCUUUCACACCACACAAUCUUGUUCGAGUAUUCAACACAACUGUAUACUAAGAAUUCAAUCUCGUACUCAGCAGACUACUUCUUGUUAAGAUAAGGAACAUGUUCCUUUUUAAUUUUUUUUAACAUCUUUUUCAUUUCUUGUGUAUUUUUUCUUUUUUUCAAUUCUUGCUUUGACUCUUUGUUUUUUCUUUCCCCUUGCUUGUUGAAGGGAUACAUACUAAUUAUUUUUUAUCAUAGGAAACAGAACGAAAAUAAAUUUGAGUUGCAGAA
This is a messenger RNA of Vigna angularis (adzuki bean), 1498 nucleotides long. RefSeq lists its product as uncharacterized. The record is from RefSeq and is a predicted model, not a curated record. Bases 318 to 1220 code for a protein of 300 amino acids. NCBI's taxonomy places the organism in Eukaryota, Viridiplantae, Streptophyta, Magnoliopsida, Fabales, Fabaceae. The transcript has a single exon.